GAUCCAUACACCCCACGCUAAUCUGUACCACAGCGGAUGAUUGUGGAAUCUAGAGUACGAAUUAACCGGUGUUUCGAUUUUUGAAUGGCUAAACAAAGGAGAGUUUUGGGCCGCUGCGCGCUUCUCGUCUUCGCUUCGUCUGUUUCCGACGGGUCAGUGAUAAAGAGAGCUCCUGCGGUUCUUGUUUUUUAGUGCCAAGAUGAUGGGGUCAUUUCUCACUAGAGUGUUUCUAAUGAUCCUUGGCUAUGUCUAUCCGGCAUAUGAAUGCUAUAAAACUGUGGAAUUGGACGAGCCGGAGAUCGAGCAGCUGCGAUUUUGGUGUCAGUACUGGAUUUUAGUUGCUGUACUGACAGUCUUCGAGAGGGUUGGAGAUACUUUCAUUUCAUGGUUGCCAAUGUACAGCGAAGCAAAGUUGGCAUUCUUUGUGUAUCUCUGGUAUCCUAAAACAAGGGGCACGACAUAUGUCUAUGAGACAUUCUUUCGGCCAUUUAUGUCAAAGCAUGAGACCGAGAUUGAUCGUAGUUUGCUUGAGCUGAGAACGAGGGCUAGUGACAUUAUGAUGCAGUAUUGGCAAAAGGCUUGGAGCUAUGGCCAGACAAGGUUUUUUGAAAUUUUGCAAUAUUUUGCCUCACAAUCACAGGCACCAAGAACUCAACCUGCUCAGCAGCAGCAACGACAUCAAUCACAGCAAAUCUAUCAAGCACAUCCAGCAGCUCCUGCUCUCCAACCAGCAGCCUCUCAGGAACCUCAACGGCCAGACCAAGCACCUCUCAGCCCCAGUAAGAGCCAGCUGCAAGAACAACCCACAAAGGUUGGUGGCCUUUCCCUGGCUGCCUCUGCAGCCAGGCAGCCACAAGCGUCGUCAGUUCCCAGCCCAGGUGCUUCAGGGACUGCCAGCCAUACAGCUCCAAGUAAAGAACCAACACUGGUCGACGCAGCCACCUCUACAUCAAAGGAAGUCUCGAAUCCCCCAGCACAGGAGACUGCCAUGGAGGAGGCAAUCCGCAUGACCCGUGGCAGAUUGAAAAGACGAGCUGCCAUGGUUGUUAGGGUGUGAUUGCUUUUAUUUCUAGCAUAGUUAGGUGCUUUUUGGUGGCAGAGGGCAAAAAGACUGACUGUUAGAAAUCUAAUUGGCUUGAUUGGUAGGAUUUCGAAUUUCACCCACUGUAAAUAAAUGACCUUUGUAAUUGGCUUGAUUGUUAAGUAGCUAGUUCUUAUUAAGAUAACAUUGAUACAGAA
Molecule: messenger RNA, 1239 nt
Organism: Phoenix dactylifera (date palm)
Lineage: Eukaryota; Viridiplantae; Streptophyta; Magnoliopsida; Arecales; Arecaceae
Source: RefSeq, a predicted model, not a curated record